Entelurus aequoreus (snake pipefish) is the source of this 1876-nucleotide messenger RNA. RefSeq lists its product as uncharacterized. The record is from RefSeq and is a predicted model, not a curated record. NCBI's taxonomy places the organism in Eukaryota, Metazoa, Chordata, Actinopteri, Syngnathiformes, Syngnathidae. Gene Ontology annotation, molecular function: metallopeptidase activity.
AUGGAAGAAAUGAAUGUUGUUUCUAAUAUGAGGACCAUCAUCCUAAAGCUUCCAUACAAGCUCAGAGAGCAGUGGAGGAACAAGGCCUGUGACCUACAGGAGAAGCAAGGCCAUCGUGCCAUUUUCCCAGACCUUGUGAACUUUAUUGAAAAACAGGUCAAAAUACUCUCUGAUCCACUGUUUGAGCAACGCAUCCAGAGCCUGAAACGCAAGUUCAACAAAAAUGAAAAGUUCCAUAAAGAAUAUACAUCUUUCCUCACAGAUAUGAUUGACAGUGGCUAUGCUGAAUUGGGUCCUGAUCUUACCAACUCACUUAUCGGAGUCCUCAUCAGAUUCAGACAAGAACCGGUUGCCUUGAUGGCAGACAUUAAAGCCAUGUUCCAUCAGGUUAAGGUGUCUGAUAAGCAUGUUGACUACCUGAGAUUCUUAUGGUGGCCUGACGGUGAUAUGCAGCAAGAUCUGACUGAAUAUAGGAUGAAGCCCAUUACAGUUAGCUCAGACUGGAUCCCCUCUCACCCAGAGGAGCUUCAAGACUUUGAGAGAUUCCUCUGAGACCCUCGCUGGAAGACCCCCAAUGCAAGCUGCGGUACUAUUUAUAUUCAGACCAUAGGUUCCUUUGGUGACGCGGGAGCCCAAACAGAGCAGUAUGUAGAAUGGCUGAGAGAACACUGCCAAGCUUUCUUCUAUGAGCUGCCUGUCCGUUUGUUACCAGCCGUCUCUGUUGCUCAAACAGUCUGCUCUUUCAGGAUUAACCGCAGCACACACAACCUUCAGCUGCUCAUUGGUGACAACCUGCUAUUUUUAUGGAACAGAAAACCAGAGGAUGCAUUCUGUAUCGUUGGAAUCACAAUGAUGGACCUCUACCCUGAAGACUCCUGGAAUUUUGUCUUUGGAGACGCUUCUCUUAAUAAGGGUCAUGCAGGAAUGUUGCAGAACAAACCAAAGCAACCUCUGAUGGACAUCACACUCUUCCCAUCCACAGUAGUCUCUUGCUCUGAUCCUGCAAGACGAUGACGCAUGAGAUCGGGCAUAUGUUUGGAAUAAAGCAUUACCAGUGGCUCAGCUGUGUCAUGCAGGGCUCCAACCACCUGGAAGAGUCAGACCCUGGAUCUCGGCCUCAUCUGCUUAUGCAAGCUUCAGGUGUCUCUGGGGUUUAACAUAGCUGAGAGAUACAAUGUAAAAAUAAAAAAAAAGACCUUUGAUCGUGAUGAUAGUUUGAGUGUGUAAGAUACACCAUUAUAAGUCUGUGUUGGCCCUGCGAUGAGGUAGCGACUUGUCCAGGGUGUACCCCGCCUUCCGCCUGUGUGCAGCUGGGAUAAGCUCCAGCACCCCCCGCGAUCCCAUAAGGGACAAGCGGUAGAAAAUGGAUGGAUGGAUGGAAGUCAGUACAGCCUAGUAUGGACCAAUACAUGAGCUGUAUCAAACAUUUUAAUGUUCUGUUAUCAUUGACUCUAUCAAAUCAAAUCAAAUCAACUUUAUUUAUAAAGCAGAGAGGUACUGAUUUAAAAACUAUGGUAUACUGUUAUCCAUCCAUAUAUGAAUAUAUUAAUGUAGACAGUGUGGCUCGGAUGUCAGAGCGGCUGUCCAGCACUUGAGGGUUCCUGGUUCGAAUCCUGCUUCUGCCAUCCUAUCCUUCUGCAAGACACUUCGCCCACCUUGUUCCCAGUGCAGCUCACACCGGUGUAUUAAUGUGAAUUAAUUUGGUGGGGGUCGGAGAGGCCGUAGGCGCAAAUGGGCAGCCACGUUUCCGUCAGUUCACUCCAGGGCAACUAUGGCUAUAAAAAAUAGCUUCCCACUAUCAAUGUGUAAACGUGGAAUGAAUGAAUGAAGGGUUCUCAGUUGUCACUGUAAAGCACUUUGACAGUCUAGAAAAGCA